CUGCCGGCCCGGCGGGCGAGCGAGCGAGCGCGGGGUCGCGGCGCGGGGGGCGUCCCCGGCCGGGACGCGGAUCGCUGCGCUGCCCUUGGCGAGUGUGGGGAUCUCAGGCUGUGUGUGCCCAGACCCCAGAGCACCCCUCGCCACCAUGACCGGGCUGCUGAAGAGGAAGUUUGACCAGCUGGAUGAGGACGCCUCCUCGCUCUGCUCGUCCUCCUCCUCUUCGUCCUUCUCCGGCCACCACUCUCCCUCCUGCUCCCCGAGCUCGUCAGCCUCCCCCACCUGGGACUCCGACGAGGAGAGCCCCUGGGAUCAGAUGCCCCCACCCGACCGUGACUUCUGUGGCCUGCGAAGUUUUACCCCCCUGUCCAUCCUGAAGCGGGCUCCCCGGAAGCGCCCAGGCCGCGUAGCCUUCGAUGGCAUCACCGUCUUCUACUUCCCUCGGUGCCAGGGCUUCACUAGCGUGCCCAGCCGCGGCGGCUGCACUCUGGGUAUGGCCCCUCGCCACAGUGCCUGCCGCCGCUUCUCGUUGGCUGAGUUUACGCAGGAGCAAGCCCGGGCACGGCAUGAGAAGCUGCGCCUGCGCUUGAAGGAAGAGAAGCUGGAGGUGCUACGAUGGAAGCUUUCAGAGGCUGGGGUACCCAAGACGGAGGCUGGCCUGCCGCUUACAGUGGAUGCCAUAGAUGAUGCCUCUGUGGAGGAGGACUUGGCAGUGGCCGUGGCAGGCGGCCAGUUGGAGGAAAUGACCUUCCUACAGCCCUACCCAGCCCGGCAGCGGCGGGCUCUGCUGCGGGCUGCGGGUGUGCGGAGGAUCGAUCGUGAGGAGAAGCGAGAGCUCCAGGCUCUGCGCCAAUCCCGGGAGGACUGCGGCUGUCGCUGUGACAGGGUCUGUGAUCCCGAGACCUGCAGCUGCAGCCUGGCGGGCAUCAAGUGUCAGAUGGACCACACAGCAUUCCCCUGUGGCUGCUGCAGGGAGGGCUGUGAGAACCCCAAGGGCCGUGUGGAAUUUAACCAGGCUCGAGUUCAGACCCAUUUUAUUCACACACUUACCCGCCUACAGCUGGAGCAGGGAGCUGAGAGCCUUGGGGAGCUGGAGCCCUCAGCCCAGGGUGGUGUACCCAGCCCUGGGGAGCAGGCCCUGGCCUCCACAUUUCCGCUGGCCAAGCCCCCCGUGAGCAGUGAGCUGGGAGACAACAGCUGCAGCAGCGACAUGACCGAUUCGUCCACAGCCUCGGGCACCAGCGAGGCCCCUGAUGGCCCUGCCCACCCGGCCCUGCCCGGCCCUGGCUUCCAGCCCAGUGUGGACGACGACAACCUGGCUCGGAUCCUGAGCUUCAGUGACUCUGACCUGGGCGGAGAGGAGGAGGAGGAGGAGGAAGGGGGUGUGGGCGGCCUGGACAACCUCAGCUGCUUCCACCCAGCUGACAUCUUUGGUACCAGUGACCCCGCUGGCCUGGCCAGCUGGACCCACAGCUAUUCCAGCUCCAGCCUUACAUCAGGCAUCCUGGAUGAGAACGCCAACCUGGAUGCCAGCUGCUUCCUCAACAGCAGCCUUGAAGGGUCAGGGGAAGGCAGCCUCCCUGGCCCCCCAGUGCCAGCCGGCACGGAUGCCCGCCAGAGCAGCUCAGUGGACCUCAGCUUGUCUUCCUGUGACUCCUUCGAGCUGCUCCAGGCCCUGCCGGACUAUAGUCUGGGGCCCCACUACACCUCCCGGAAGGUGUCUGACAGCCUUGACCACCUUGAGGUGCCCCACUUCGCCUUGCCUGCCUUUUCUCCCCCCGGGGAUGCCAGUACUUGCUUCCUGGAGUCCAUCAUGGGCUUGUCUGAGCCAGCUGCUGAGGCCCUGGCUCCCUUUGUGGACAGCCAAUUGUUUGAGGACACUGCCCCGGCCUCACUGGUGGAGCCUGUGCCGGUGUGAGGGCUACAGUGCCUUUUUCCGGCGCCAAGAGUCCUGUUGCUGCUUCAUUGUAAUUUGGGGGCUCCCUGAGGUCUUUCUGUAUGUAACAGUUUCCUGUUGGCGGGCUCCCAUGUGGGCACUCCUAAUUUUCGUGCAACACUCUGGAUUGAUUUAUUUAUUUUUGUAACUUUCUGUGCUGAGGGCGGUGGGGGGUUCCCCUUUUGGCCGCCUGGCCCCCCUUGCCCACACCAUCUCCUCCAUUUCUACGGCACGGGCCAGGAAGAAAUGUGGCUCCCCUGGAGCUUUGUAGACUCCUCUUCUGUCUUGUAUAAUGUUCCUCAGCCCAAAGACAGCCAGACAGGGCUGAAAUCAGCCACUUCUUAUGGCUUCUUCUGCCACCCUGAGCCCUAGACCCAUGGGUGGCUGAAUCUUCUGGACUGUGAAAACUGUAAUUUAUUUCCAUAAUUUAUUUGGAGAUUAGGUGGUUUUGGCCUCUCCUCUCUGACUGGUGGGCAAUGCUGGGCUUAGGGUGGGACACAGACCCCCUGUGAGUCCUUUUGCCUUAUAGUCCUGCAGCCCUGCCCUGCCCGGGCUUUGGGGUAGACCAGGCGUGGAUUUGAGCCCUCUGUCUAAUAUGGCAGCUUCCUGGCUCUGGAUGGCUGAGCAAGCAGGGGCUGGCCCGGGACAGUGUCUGGGCAGGGGGAGGGGCUGGGCUGACCAACCGUGACCAAACCCUCUUCUGCCCCUUGCAGCCCCCUCUGCUUCCUGUCCUCGGCCCUGUCUCCCUCCUUCCCCACCAAAGGCCACAGCCUUUAUCCUGAGCCCAUCAAUGCAGGAGGGGGAAGUAGGAGGCCCAGAGAAGGUAAGGGGCUGCCUCAGGGCCCAUCACACGCCCCUCAGGGCCUUCUGGGCACUGCGCUCCAGCCUGGUCCACCUGCCUGCACCCUAAGGCCAGAUGGCCGGGGCGAAGGGUGACUAUGGCUUUCAUGCCAUUUGUUUGCUGAUGUUGAAUUUUGCAUCAUAAUUUCUAUAUUGUCCCUGAGUAUUAGAACUAUAAUUUAUUCAUUUUUCUGUGUCUGUGCCAAGAAGCCCAGGCUCUGGGCCUGCCCUCUUGCCUAGGAGGCCUUGCCAGCCUGUGAGCUUGUGGGAACACCUUGUACCUGAGCUUACAGGUACCAAUAAAGAGACUAUUUUUAACUGUG
Vicugna pacos (alpaca) is the source of this 3096-nucleotide messenger RNA. It is a transcript of the gene CSRNP1, whose product is annotated as cysteine and serine rich nuclear protein 1. Gene Ontology annotation, molecular function: DNA-binding transcription factor activity, RNA polymerase II-specific; sequence-specific DNA binding. Gene Ontology annotation, cellular component: nucleus. Gene Ontology annotation, biological process: regulation of transcription by RNA polymerase II. The record is from RefSeq and is a predicted model, not a curated record. NCBI's taxonomy places the organism in Eukaryota, Metazoa, Chordata, Mammalia, Artiodactyla, Camelidae.